Messenger RNA from Trametes versicolor FP-101664 SS1, 880 nucleotides. RefSeq lists its product as uncharacterized. The record is from RefSeq and is a predicted model, not a curated record. The coding region runs from base 12 to 671 and encodes 219 amino acids. The transcript has 4 exons. Lineage: Eukaryota; Fungi; Basidiomycota; Agaricomycetes; Polyporales; Polyporaceae.
ACAUCACCAACAUGGUCUACAUCCGCUCGCGCAAGUUCUGCUGCUGUCUGCCGGUCAGAUUCGGCGUGUUCUGCGAGGCUCUGAUCGGGCUCGCUAUUGGGGGCCUCUUCUCGGUAGGCGGCUGGAUUGUUGUGCACGACAUGAUGAAGGGAACCCUCAACCCGCCGCUCUCCGGAAACGAGAGGACCGCGGCCUGGAUCCUCUCCGUUGUCUCUACUCUCAUUUUCCUGAUUUCCCUCGGAGGUCUUGUCGGCUCGCUCUGGAAGAUCCUUUCGCUCGUUGGUCUGUACGCGGGUGCGAUCACGUUCGCAACCGUGCUCGACAUCGCGGCCGGAAUAUACGUCAUCUACCAGCUCUUCCACGGCGAGGGCGCGUCAGACAUCAGCAAGUGCGAGGCGAAUGCGGGCACGGGCGUGAACAAGGACUUCACGAGCUUCGCGUGCAAUGCGAGCUUCAAGACUGCACGUGUGGUCGUCGUCGUCAUCUACGCCCUCUUCUGGCUCUUCUCCAUCUACGGCUGCCACAUCGCGUUCGAGUACGUCGGCCAGUUGCGCGAGGAGAAGGAGAACGGCGGCGACAGCGAGAAGCGCGGCGGUGCGGCGCCGAACGUCACCAUCGUCAACACCCCGUACCCGUUCGCUGCGGCGCCGAACACCAUGGGCGCGCGGUAGGCGGCGUUUGACUUGAAGGCAGCAGCAGGGACAGCAAUGCGUGCUACGGCAGAUUGAAGUUGCGCUUGUACGGUAGUUUGUUCGAGGACGCUGUAGUGUAUCAUACGGCGGAUGUACCAUUACUACAGCGUCCGAACCGGGCGCAGGAAUCCCGACGGAUUGCGCCUGUGGGUCUCGUAAUGGCGACGGGGACUGCACCUUUUGAAAAC